Molecule: messenger RNA, 1050 nt
Organism: Penicillium verhagenii
Lineage: Eukaryota; Fungi; Ascomycota; Eurotiomycetes; Eurotiales; Aspergillaceae
Exons: 4
Coding region: 1-1050 (349 amino acids)
Source: RefSeq, a predicted model, not a curated record
AUGGCUCAUAACAUUCUCAUAACCGGCGCCUCUGGGUACCUCGGGGGCUCUCUCCUUGCCCGCUGGAAAAAUGCCAACCUCCCUCCCCACGGCACGCUCCACGCCCUCGUUCGAUCGGAGCGUCAAGCCGAGGCCGUGAAACAAUACGGCGCCGAACCACUACUAUGUGACCUGGACGACCAUACCAAGCUGAGAGAAAGCAUCAUCAACCAUGAGAUCUCCAUAAUUCUCUUCCUUGUGGACUCUUUCAGUGGCCGACACCAACCAACCAUGAUCCAGGCUCUACAGCAGGUCAAGAUCAAAACCGGUAAAGAGGUUCAUUUUGUUCACACUGGCGGGGCGAAGCACUUUAGUCGUCAUUCGGGCCUUCCUACCGAAGAACCGUUGCUUGAUACCGAUCUGGGGAUUUAUGAGAUGCUGAAGACGACUGUGUCGCCGCAUCCUUAUUUCGCUCCGACCAUCAAAACAAAUAUCAUUGUCAUUGAUGCCUGUGAACAGUAUGAUGUGCGAGGAUAUAUUUUUGUCCCGUGUAUUGUGUAUGGACGAGGAGAAGGAUUUGGAAAUCGAAUUUCCAUUCAAGAUGUUGCGAUCGUGAAGGCCGCUAAGAAAGUUCGGCGAGUUUAUCGGGUCGAUAGCGACAGUCCGAGCUGGCCCGUCUGCCAUAUCGUGGACAACUCCAACCUCUACCUACAAAUGGUGCGGAAUAUGCUUCUGAACAAAGACAUAGGUUACAAUAAGCGGGGCUUUUACAUGGCUUCUUCCGGCAGCGUCGCGUGGGAUGAUAUUUAUCAUGCCUUUGCAGUGGCGUUGGCAAAACGGGGUGUCGUGGAUGAUGAUAGGGUCGAACAAGCAGAUGACAUAGCCCUGGUGGAGAUGGGCGAGGCACUAGGAGUGCCACCGUCUCUCGUGCCGGUGAUGUUAGGUGGAAAGUCUACCUUUACUGCUGUACAUGGUAUUGAGAUUGGGUGGAAGGCCGAAUACGCACCCGAACAUAUCCUCGAGACUGCGGAUGAGGAAGUUGAGUUGAUCAUCGAAGGCCUUGAGCAAUAG